AUGUGGGGAGUCAAGUUAUCAUCGGACGAACCCUUCGUGUACUCCAUAUUUGGACUACAAUACCGCGACGGAGAAUCAACAACUGAGAAAGAAACUCUCAGAGCCAACUUCGACUCUCUUAUCACCGACAAAGCCACUCACGUCGACCGCGUGAUUCAAGAAGAUUCCGUCACAAUGAGCCAUGGCAAGACCUUCGUCUGGCUGGGGUAUUGGAGAUCCCGAACAGAGUACCUCGACUGGUGGACGAGUCCCCAAGUCUCUGCUUUCUGGUCAUCCCUUCCUCCAGACGCUGGAAUGUGGCGAGAAGUGAUGAUGCCAGAUGCAUCCCGGACACAAUACGGCACGAACAAGCCAGAUGAUAUAGGGCUUGGUACGCUUGGAUCUCGAGUGUCUAUUGCCGACAGAGCAGGCUAUUGGGGCUGUUAUCGGCAUCGAAUGGAUGCAUCGUCUGGUGACAAAUUCACCACGCCACUUGAGAAGGAUUUAGACUCUUAUCCUGCCAUAAGCUCCACAGGCCAAGCGUCCAUCCGCUUCGAACGUGUCCUUAUGAAUCAAUUCCCUGAUAACCUUUGCUUCGUCAUCGAAGGCCAAGACCACUCGGAAAUCUCACCAGAGGAGAAGAAAUACUGGUUCGAAAACUUCCAGCAAUCUGUCGAAAACUGGAUCAAAGAUCUUAUGUCUGCGGAGUCACAAUCUGGAAUCUUAGAUGGCCGUCUAUGCUUUGACGCAGAAAGUGAUAUCUUUGGAAACUCUCAGACUAGGGCACUGAAGUAUAACAAAAAAAUUCAGCUGUUCUAUUUCAAAGAUCUACGCCACAUGGAGCGUAUUGGGCGCAGUAACAAAGGGCAUGUGCAGCUUCGGGACCGCUUCAUGGCUGCAUAUGGACCAGACGGGGAAAUGAGUGCCGGGAAGGUUGGAUUAUGGGUCGAGACCACGGUGCUCAAAGCAGGGGAGAUGCAAUGUGAAUAUGUGGGAUGUUUGGAAGGUACAGGAUGGAUGGCUUGGAGGGGUCAUCCUCAAUUCGCGGCAUAG
Penicillium odoratum is the source of this 1032-nucleotide messenger RNA. RefSeq names its product phenylacetaldoxime dehydratase family protein. The transcript has a single exon. NCBI's taxonomy places the organism in Eukaryota, Fungi, Ascomycota, Eurotiomycetes, Eurotiales, Aspergillaceae. The record is from RefSeq and is a predicted model, not a curated record. Bases 1 to 1032 code for a protein of 343 amino acids.